Aspergillus calidoustus is the source of this 1023-nucleotide messenger RNA. The record is from the annotation of a GenBank genome assembly. Lineage: Eukaryota; Fungi; Ascomycota; Eurotiomycetes; Eurotiales; Aspergillaceae.
AUGUCCGCUGAAGCAAGCUCUGGCAUCAACGGCAAGGCCCCUGUCAACCACAGACCUGAGGGUCUCGUAAACGUCCAGCCACCCCGCCUGUCCGACCUGCAGCCCAAGUAUGCUUCAGUGAUUGAGCAUGAUGAAAGCAACCCUGAGGCGCAUGGGUGGUACGCGUCUUUCAAGCAUUCCAUUGGUGAAUGUAUCGGAGCCCUGGGCAUUAUUCCAUGCUGCCCUUGCCCGAACCCCUUCAGACCCGUUGAUCAAGGCCAUGUCGGUCUGGUGACGCGAUUCGGCCGAUUCGAACGUGCUGUGGACCCCGGUCUUGUCAAGGUUAACCCCCUGAGUGAGCGCCUCAUCACAAUCGACGUCAAGAUCCAGAUUGUCGAGGUACCUCGCCAGGUUUGCAUGACCAAGGACAACGUCACCCUAAACUUAACCUCCGUUAUCUACUACCAAGUCGUCUCUCCUCACAAAUCGGCAUUCGGUAUCUCGAACAUUCGUCAAGCGCUCGUCGAGCGUACCCAGACGACAUUGCGCCAUGUCAUUGGUGCGCGCGUCCUGCAAGAUGUGAUCGAGCGCCGCGAGGAGAUCGCACAGUCGACAUCGGAGAUUAUCGAGGAAGUUGCCGCCGGAUGGGGUGUCAACGUCGAGUCCAUGCUCAUCAAGGACAUCAUCUUCAGCGAUGAUCUCCAGGACUCUCUGUCGAUGGCCGCUCAGUCCAAGCGUAUUGGUGAGAGUAAGGUUAUUGCUGCGCGCGCCGAAGUCGAGUCUGCCAAACUCAUGCGCCAGGCCGCCGACAUUCUGUCUUCUGCUCCGGCUAUGCAAAUCCGCUACCUGGAGGCCAUGCAAGCAAUGGCCAAGACGGCCAACAGCAAGGUCAUCUUCCUUCCUGCACCCAACCAAACUAUCCAGCAGCAACUGGCGACUGCCGAGGGUGCUGGCGAAGGUCCCAGCCGCUACGCGUCUCCCGCUGGACACAACGACGAUGGGUUUCAGCACGCAAUCAACGCACGUGUGGUGGAGGACAUUUGA